ACCAAUCAGAAGACGGAAACGAUGACGAGAGCUGUUCUACUGAGAGCUCUGACGAAGAACAAGUUCGUCGCCUCUAAUGCUCCUCGAUCCAUCUCCAUCUCCAUCUCCAUCACCAACCUCUCUCGAUGCAUUAGCACUCUGAUUCUAGCUGAACAUGAGAGUGGUUCAAUCAAACCUCAGACAGUGAGUACAGUAGUUGCAGCUAAUUCUUUGGGUGAAAAUUCUUCAAUUUCUUUGUUAUUGGCUGGUUCUGGCUCUUCUCUUCAAGAAGCUGCUGCCCAAGCUGCCUCUUGCCAUCCUUCUGUUUCUGAGGUACUUGUAGCUGAUUCUGAUAAAUUUGAGUAUCCACUAGCUGAACCUUGGGCUAAAUUGGUUGAGUUUGUUCGGCAACAAGGAGAUUACUCGCAUAUCCUUGCUUCCUCUAGUUCAUUUGGAAAAAAUAUAUUACCCCGUGUCGCUGCUCUUUUGGAUGUUUCUCCUAUUACUGAUGUUGUCAAAAUCUUAGAAUCCAAUCAGUUUAUCAGGCCUAUAUAUGCUGGAAACGCUUUGUCUACAGUACGUUAUACUGGUGGGGGGCCUUGUAUGUUGACUAUUAGAUCGACAUCUUUUCCUGUCACCCCGAUUACAGUAGACUCCGAGUCAAGGAAAGCUACUAUCUCUCAGAUUGAUCUCUCAAAUUUCAAAGAAGACUCUGCCAGCAAAUCUAGAUACGUGGGAUGUUCAACUCAGGAUACAGAACGGCCUGAUCUUGGAAGUGCGCGUGUUGUGAUAACUGGUGGAAGAGCGUUGAAGAGUGUUGAGAAUUUUAAAAUGAUUGAAAAGCUUGCAGAAAAACUUGGUGGAGCAGUUGGUGCAACUCGUGCUGCUGUUGAUGCUGGAUAUGUUCCUAAUGAUCUUCAGGUGGGACAAACAGGUAAAAUAGUGGCUCCAGAGCUUUACAUGGCGUUUGGUGUUUCAGGAGCCAUUCAACACUUGGCUGGAAUUAAGGAUUCUAAGGUGAUUGUCGCGGUUAACAAAGACGCGGAUGCACCUAUUUUCCAGGUAGCUGACUAUGGACUUGUUGGAGAUCUAUUCGAGGUGAUACCCGAGUUGCUGGAGAAACUUCCCGAAAAGAAAUGAGAACCCGAUAAACCAAAACUCAGUCUAUGUAACCAUCUCCUAAAGCUCUCUGUAUUUUCAGGUGCAGACCACAGUAGGUAGUGUGUACAUAUCAAAACUGUAAUAAUAAACGGUCUGAAGAAUCUUUGUCACACAAUCUGUGUCUCACAA
This is a messenger RNA of Capsella rubella, 1269 nucleotides long. RefSeq names its product electron transfer flavoprotein subunit alpha, mitochondrial. Gene Ontology annotation, cellular component: mitochondrion. Gene Ontology annotation, molecular function: flavin adenine dinucleotide binding; electron transfer activity. Lineage: Eukaryota; Viridiplantae; Streptophyta; Magnoliopsida; Brassicales; Brassicaceae. The transcript has 8 exons. Bases 22 to 1119 code for a protein of 365 amino acids. The record is from RefSeq and is a predicted model, not a curated record.